AUGACCGUGCAAGAUCUUCCUUCGAGGGGAGAGGAUCAGCUCGAAUCUGCCGUGAAGGCAAAUAGCUCGUCUGGUCCAUCCAGUCUUCCUGCAUCCAAGCUCUCGUGCUGGGCGGAUUUACAUCGGUCCAUCAUGACAAUCUCUUGCGGGGAAGUCGUCAGGACAGCUCAGGUCAAGGACAUUGGCGAUUUGGCUCGUGGCAAAGGCGCCGUGAAUGGGCGCUUGGUAUUUGCCUGUGCUGUCUUUUGUGCGGCUUCAUUUGUUUUUGGAUACGAUGACAAGUUGAUCUCGCCGGUGGCAGCGCUGCCUGCUUUUGUCGACAAAUAUCAAGGUCCUAACCCAGUCACGGGUCGGUUGGUCCUCACGGCGCGUAACCAAGACCUCGUCUUUUCGCUUCCGUUGGUUGGGUCUAUCCUUGGAGGAUUGCUCAGCUCGCCACUGAACUACUAUCUAGGCCGCAAAUGGCCUGUAAUUUUGGCAUAUGUCGUUUCCGUUGGCGGAGGACUACUGCAGGUCUUUGCGCCAAAUUUAGGAGCCUUUGUUGGUGGCCGGUCCAUCAAUGGGGUCGCAAUGGGUAUUGCGAUGGCCACUGCUCCACUGUACCUAUCAGAGGUGGUUCCCGCUUCUAUGCGUGGGCGAAGCGUCACCUCAAUCAACAUUCUCAACCUCACAUCCGGAGUUGUCGGCACGGUUAUCGUAUGGGGUACGCAGAAACUUGGCGGACACUUAUCCUAUCGAAUCCCGCUUGUCAUUCAAUCAGCGAUCCCGGUGAUCCUUCUCCUCCUCACCAUCUUAGUCCCGGAGAGUCCCGUGUGGCUCGUGGCCAAGAAUAGGCUAGAUGAAGCGCGUGCCAAUCUCCGCAACUUGCGCGGAUUCACGGACGAGCAAGUCGACGACGAACUGCGUCUGAUGCAGCUCGGGGAAAAAGAAACUCGGCAUAUGCGAGCACAGGUCAAAUUCUGGCAUAUCUUCAAACGAGAGCACCUUCGGCGCACUCUUGUCGCAGGCUCUUUCUACUCGUUGAAUCAGGUCUCCGGUAUUAUCUUGUCAACGACAUACGCCACGGUUUUUCUCACACAAUUGGGUGUCGUCGAUGCCUUCUCGCUCACCGUUAUCGCCUCGUGCUGUACCCUAGCAGGUACAAUCGUCGCACCUCUAAUCAUUGAUCGAGCCGGCCGUCGACCCACCGCAUUCUUUGGCAUGUCCAUCCUCUUCGUCAUCGACCUGAUCGCCGGUGUUCUCGCUUUCUACCCCAACAACCAGCAUGCCAUCCUCGCCGUCGCCGCGUUGUCCUUUAUCUUCAAUUUCUUCUGGGCGUCCUCUUUCUCCUCCCUUGCCGCCCUGAUGCCAUCAGAGAUGGCCACCCCUAAGCUUCGUCAUCACACCAUGUCCUACACAAUCGCCUGCCAGGCACUCACUGCUGUCAUCACCACGCUCGUCGUCCCACAGCUAACAUCUGCGGAUGCGGCAGGACUGGGGGCGAAGACGUACCUUGUCUUUGCGGGGUGUAUGGCUGCGAUUCUCGUCUUCUAUUAUUUCUAUAUGCCGGAAACAAGAGGCCGGACCUUUGUUGAGAUUGAUAAUAUGUAUGCUGCAAAGAUACCAGCUUGGAAAUGGAGGUCUUAUAGACCGUUGGGUGAUAUGAGGGUUUCCCGAGAAGUAGUCACGUCGGGAAAGACCUGA
Penicillium diatomitis is the source of this 1683-nucleotide messenger RNA. RefSeq lists its product as uncharacterized. The transcript is spliced from 3 exons. Gene Ontology annotation, cellular component: membrane. Gene Ontology annotation, biological process: carbohydrate transport; transmembrane transport. The record is from RefSeq and is a predicted model, not a curated record. Bases 1 to 1683 code for a protein of 560 amino acids. Gene Ontology annotation, molecular function: carbohydrate:proton symporter activity. Lineage: Eukaryota; Fungi; Ascomycota; Eurotiomycetes; Eurotiales; Aspergillaceae.